This is a messenger RNA of Selaginella moellendorffii, 1163 nucleotides long. RefSeq lists its product as uncharacterized. The coding region runs from base 149 to 1069 and encodes 306 amino acids. The transcript is spliced from 2 exons. The record is from RefSeq and is a predicted model, not a curated record. Lineage: Eukaryota; Viridiplantae; Streptophyta; Lycopodiopsida; Selaginellales; Selaginellaceae.
CUAUGCACAAACAAGACCCUUCUUCUAUUUGGCUGCUCAAAACACUGGGAGUGCGUGAAAUAUCGCCUCCAUUCCCCUCCAUCACAGAUUAGGGCUCUUCCGGGACAUCCGGGAACGAAUAUGCUCGGGGUGGAUUAGGGCUAGCACAAUGGCGUGCAUUUUCUUGCACAGCUUUGUGGCGGCGGCAUCGCCGCAUCAGCGCAGCGCCGCGUCCAGCGAUGGCGCUCACGACUGCGUCUCCAGCAGCAGUAGCAGCGGCAGCAGCAGAGCGGCAGCGUCGAGAAGGUACUCAUUGGACGCUAGAAUCAGAGAAUCCAGGAUAGAAUGCAGCAAUGUAGUGGAAGAGAGGCAGGGCAGGAGCAAGAAUGGGGAAUGGCGGCCGCCCGUGGGAUGGCCUCUUGUGCCGGGUGGCACCAUCCCAAUUCUCGACGAGGACGACUUGGAUAGCCACAAGAGAAGCUUGCUGAGCUAUGCCGUGGAGGUGCCUCCUCCAGAGCAAAAAGAGAAGAAGCGGCGGCAGCAGCAGAAGCAGGGAGACGAUUAUCACGUCAACGUAGGCUAUGCGAUCCGGAGCUUGAGAGACGAGCUCCCCGGGAUGUUCUACAAGCCACCGACUUUCGACAUCUACAGGGACGACAUCACAUUCCGGGAUCCGCUCAUCACUUUCAGUGGCAUUGCAAACUACAAGCUCAUGUUCUGGGGGCUCAGGUUCUAUGGCCGCAUUUUCUUCAAGGCGAUAUGGAUAGAGAUCCAGCGCAUCUGGCAGCCACGGGACAAGGUGAUCAUGGUGAGAUGGACAGUGUAUGGGAUUCCAAGGGUGCCGUGGGAAGCUCGUGGUCAAUUCGACGGCACCUCCGAGUACAAGCUGGAUUCGGACGGUCUCAUCUACGAGCACAAGGUGGACAACCUCGCCACGAACACUCCUACAAAGUUUAAGGCCCCUGGAGUGCUCGACUUGGUGGUGGGAGCAGCACAAACUCCCACGCCUUCGUACUACAUGGAGCGAUUUACGUGGGUGAGAUACUACUUGGUUCUCAGGGGCACGCUUGUUGCCGCGUGCUUGACUUGAUUCGAUCGAGCAUCGAGCAGCAGCGGCGGCGGCGGCGGCAACACUUGUAUCUAUAUACGUUUCGGUAUGUAUAAAUUCAGUCGUUCGACGAGCU